CACAUCCCUUCCUCUUCCUCUUCCUCUUUCUCUUCCCUCUCUCUCCAUCCUCAAUCUUCAAAUAACCACCGCUUCACUCUUUCAGCGGGCAUUCCUUUCUUUCGGCGUACAGUGUAACGACAAUAUCCCCUACGAAUAUUACCUUCACUCUUAUCGUAUUACGAAUCCUCUUCAACAUGAAGGGAAGCUUCUUCGCUGUUGCCGCAGCUUUCGCUGUCGGCGCCAGCGCGGCCAACCACCACGCCCACGGUGCCUUCCACAAGAGAGGAAUGGCCCCAUCCGGCGUUGCCGGCGUUGCCGUCGGCACCGCAGGUGCUGUUGAGUCGUGCGGCUGCACCACCCGCUGGGAGACCGUCACCGGCGAGCCAACCCUCCACAACCCGCCGCCAACCUCCACCAAGGUGACCAGCAGCAGCAGCGUCGUCCCCGUCCCCACCAGCACUGAGGCGCCCGUCGUCCCCGUUGUGACCGUCCCAGUUAUUCCGCUCCCAACCCCAUCCCCCACCACCCUGCAGCCAGGAACCCACACCAUCCCCGCCACGACCAUCACUGUGACUGACGAGACCACUGUCUGCGCCGCCACCUCCACCAAGGUCCCAGCGGGCACCCACACCUACGGCGGUGUCACCACCGUUGUCGUGACUGCCACCACCGUCACCUGCCCGGUCGCCACCGUCAGCACCUCCAACGGCGUCACCACCUCCAUCAUCGUCGAGACCACCUACGUCUGCCCAUCCGCCGGCACGUACACGAUCGCCCCCUCGACCACCACCGUGACCGACUCCACCAUCUUCGUCUACCCAACCCCCACCACCGUGGUCCCAGGUACCUACACCCACCCAGCCAUCACCACCACCAUCACCGAGACCGACUACGUCGUCUACUGCCCAUACACCUCGUCGGCUGCCGAGCUCCCAGUCCCAACCUCCACCUCGCCCGCCCCAGUCCAGACCACCGCGGCGGCCGUGCCUUCCAAGCCCGUCGUUAACAAGGGCGGUCUCGGCACCGACGGUGACCAGUGGGCCAUCACCUACACUCCUUACGACCAGGCCGGUGCUUGCAAGGGCGCCUCCGCUGUCCUCGCGGACCUUAAGGACAUCGCAUCCAAGGGCUUCACCGCUGUCCGCCUCUACUCCGCCGACAAGACUGACUGCAACGGUCUCGAGAACGUCUCUGUCGGAUGCGCCGCCCAUGGCCUCCAGCUGAUCGUUGGUGUCUACAUCAAGGAGACCGGAAUCGAGGGCGCCAAGCCGCAAAUCACCUCCCUCUCCACCUUCACCCGCUGGGACCUUGUCGUCCUCGUCGUCAUCGGUAACGAGUCCAUCUUCAACGGUGUCUGCUCUGCCGAGGAGCUCGCUGCCUUCAUCAUCUCCUCCAAGCAGGUCUUCCGGAACGCCGGCUACACCGGUCCCGUCACCACCACCGAGACCCUGAACGUGCUCCAGCAGCACAAGGGUGCUCUCUGCCAGGCCAUGGACGUUGUCGGUGCCAACAUCCACCCCUUCUUCAACUCUGCCACCGCCGCCGAGGAUGCCGGUAUCUUUGUCAAGAGCCAGCUCGACAUCGUUGACCAGCUCUGCCCAGGCAAGACCGGUAUUAACCUCGAGACCGGAUGGCCUUCCGCCGGUAUCUGCAACGGUGCCGCCUGCCCCGGCCCAUUCAAGCAGGCUGCUGCUAUCAAGUCCAUCCGCAAGGCUGUUGGUGGAAAGUCCGUCGUCUUCUCUUACCACAACGAUGACUGGAAGAACCUUGGCCAGUUCGACUGCGAGCGCAGCUGGGGUAUCUCCUCCCUCUUCGACAUCGUCGGCGCUGUCGUCGAUGGUGUUGUCGAUGUCGCUGACUCCGUUGUUUAAUAGCGCUUAAGUGAUUGAGUGUGUUUUUUCAGUUGGAUGGGGUAAGUAAGGUAUAGUUGAGAUUAUGGCUUGUGGGGAGGGUUUUGUAGAUGAUAUUGGAUAAGGGAGGAUCAGCGGGAGAGUACAUAUGAUGAGAAACAUGCGUGGCUACGUUCGGCAUGGCAUGGAGAAAACCCCUGGGUCUUUAAUUAAUUCUUCGAGAGAGGGCUCUAUAUUGUAUUGUAUUUCUUCGUCGUAAUUCUGGGGGUUUGUUGGAUAUUUUGUUACGCUUCAAAAAACUUGUGGUCCGAUGUGAUUGUGAGUGAACGGGCAGGUGGUGUGA
Molecule: messenger RNA, 2175 nt
Organism: Pseudogymnoascus destructans
Lineage: Eukaryota; Fungi; Ascomycota; Leotiomycetes; Thelebolales; Thelebolaceae
Exons: 2
Coding region: 177-1853 (558 amino acids)
Biological process (GO): cell wall organization
Cellular component (GO): cell surface; extracellular region; fungal-type cell wall
Molecular function (GO): glucan endo-1,3-beta-D-glucosidase activity; 1,3-beta-glucanosyltransferase activity
Source: RefSeq, a predicted model, not a curated record